Hemicordylus capensis (graceful crag lizard) is the source of this 3272-nucleotide messenger RNA. It is a transcript of the gene TP53I11, whose product is annotated as tumor protein p53 inducible protein 11. The record is from RefSeq and is a predicted model, not a curated record. Lineage: Eukaryota; Metazoa; Chordata; Lepidosauria; Squamata; Cordylidae. The transcript has 8 exons. Bases 487 to 1056 code for a protein of 189 amino acids.
GUCGCGGCUUCUUCUCCUGCAGGUGUCGCUCUCAAUCUAAUCCGCGCGGCGUGUGGGCGAGCAGCAGUCGAGGCUCACCGCGCGAUGUGUGAUUGAUGUUGUGUGGUAAUAUGGAGGCGGGGCUAAGCCUAGGCUCGUUUUCUUAUGGUAAAGAAGACGCAUGUUGUGCGGGGUGCUGAUCUCUGGCUUGUCAAUUUCUGGCGGUGGUUCUUGGGGGACCCUCAGGAUGUGACUGUGUCUUUCGCCUGGCUGGCGGUGCGGAUUGUUACUCUUCGUCCGGGUAAUACUCUCUGGACCAAGCGACCCUUGCUGAAGGCGGAACAUGCUUUAAGCCUAAAAAGCUUGAAACCAGCAUUUUAAAAAUCCAGAAAUACCUCGAGAUAAGCUAGAAUUCGCAUCACAAAGCCCAACUUGUGUGGAGUGGGUCCAAGGAUCUCGUUGCAAGUUUGGGCUUCUGCCCAAGCCAGCGACUGCCCGUGAGUCACCAUGGCAACCAAACAGCCUCCCCCUCUGAUGAAGAAGCACAGCCAAACAGACCUCGUGAGCCGCCUGAAGACACGGAAAAUCUUAGGGGUUGGUGGGGAGGAUGAUGAUGGAGAAGUUCAUAGGUCAAAGAUUAGUCAAGUCUUGGGCAAUGAAAUAAAGUUUGCUGUGAGGGAACCAUUGGGUCUCAGGGUUUGGCAGUUUGUGUCAGCCAUCAUCUUUUCUGGGGUUGCCAUCAUGGCUCUCACCUUUCCUGAUCAGCUCUACGAUGCUGUAUUUGAAGAAGAGUCCGUCAACAGUAAGACACCCAUUCGCCUGUAUGGAGGAGCCUUGCUCAGUAUCUCCCUCAUCAUGUGGAAUGCCCUGUACACAGUGGAGAAGAUCAUCAUCCGCUGGACCCUGCUGACAGAAGCAUGUUACUUUGGGGUGCAGUUCUUGGUUACCACCAUCACGCUGGUUGAGAAUGGCCAGGUAUCGACUGGAGCCACCCUCCUCCUCACCAGCCGGGUCCUCUUUGUACUGAUCAGCAUUUACUAUUAUUACCAAGUUGGACGCCGACCCAAGAAAGUUUAAUCUCCAUGGCUUCUGAAGGGUGGGGGCACAGGGGCUUUUGUCAUAAAUUUUGCAUUCCUUCUGUUAGUUUCUUUUUUUUGUCUUAAAAACAAGCUCCCUCCUCUCUUAUGGCAUGCAUCAAUGUAUAAAUCCAGAGCUGGGGCCACUGCCGGAUGAGGCAUGGAAGAAGAAGAGAGAUCAAAGGCAGCCUAUCUGGAGAGGGCAAGAAAACAGAGGCUAGAGAUAAGAAAGGCUGUUCGCACUGAGGGAGGUGGGUGGGAGAAGAUUACUUUCUUGUAGCUAUUUUCCUCUGUAAAAUGAGACUGUGGCACACUCUCACACACAUACACAAUGAAUUCAAAAGGGAAAGACUGUGAAGGAUCACCGGUGAGGAACAUCCCUUUCCUCAGAUCAUCUUGGCAGUACCAUUCUGCCUGAUAUGGGGCACAGGAAGUGGCAGUACAAAGGUAAUAUUGCCAAUUUUCUGGGAUGUUUAGGAGUUGGCACCCUUAAUAUCUAAGUAGCAAUGUCACAUACGGAAGUAAGUGGUGGCUCUUUUAAUGUUAAGAACUAAUUCUGGCUGAUUGGUGAAAAUAUGUGAACUAGCUACAGCUGCCAUAUUGGGGUUUGGUUUACAUUUGGCUUUAAAAGGGGGGGAGGAAGCAACCCCCCCAAAAAAAAUCCAGAUCUUAACUGUCAUCCUUUGCCUCCUCCAAAAUAAGAUUGUGGAUAUCACAAGUAUUUCAUAUGUGUAGGUCGACAUUCAUAAAUCUGCUUCCAUGUUCUGUCUUAUCUGGGGAGGCAGGCACCAUGGCUCUAACCUUAGGGCCAGAAGCUAUGUGUGCAAAUGGGGUAUGGGUAGCUUCAUGCAGGGAGUUAUGUGCUGUUAACCUAUAUGUUAUUGCCUCCCUAGUGUAUGGCAGGAGAAAAGCAGAGUGAAGGGCAUGAGGGCAUCAGAAUGUAAGCUAAUAAAGAGCUCCCCAUUUAACACAGUCCAGUGUGCUGUGACUCAUGGAAGGUAGAACAGCGACACAUUUAUGUAACCUGCUGCAGUAUGAGAAAUUUCAGGAUAAUGUUGUGCGUAUGUUUAAGCAUAACACUGUACCUAUUGCCCUAAACCUCCCUACAUGAUAUGAGGGGCUACACAAACACUUAGACUGGCAUUAUCACUUAACUAGAAUAGAUCGUAUUGAGAUCAGUGUAUGAGUAAGCUUUGUUUGAUUCCUACUGCCUCAAACUUGGUGGUAUGAUGUAAAAAAGGUUAGUAUAGUGUAGAGUAGAAUACAGGGAUUAUUCCUGAUGUAUAAGGCUGAUGCUCCAGGUGGGUCAAUGAGUCUUCCCCAACUUCAGUAGGCAAAUAGACCAAAGCUUGUGUGGGUCACCCCCCACCCCCAGCUGGGAUUCUGUGUAGAUGAGUGCAAAUAUAUGGGGGAGGGAUUGCUAUUGCCAACAAGACCACAAACAGCCUAGGUUGACUGCUUUGCUCCAUCUCUCAUUCCCCUUCUUCUUUUGCCAAAGGUUAUCAGGCUUUGUUCUGUCAUUUUCUCUCUUGACAAGGCCAUUGAAGAAGAAGUGCUUUGCAUCUCCUCCUCCCAUAAUAUCCUAACAGUAGAUUUUGUUUCCAGCCAUGGAACUGGGACCAAGGGGGUUGUAGAUUUGACACAUACUUCAGCCCACAAGCCAAGACAAAGACCUGCUGAGAUGGACCAGACAGUCGGGUGUGGAUGCAACUACUUUGGAGUAAGUGUAUAUGGCCUCCAUUGUGCUGGGAUGGAGCAAAUCCGUGGAAAUCACAAUUGCAUCAACUAGCUGUGAUCACCUUUUCAAAUUUGAAGCAAACUCACUGCACCUUGAACAAUAAAAAUAAAUCUUUGGAAAGUUGCAGAAACCUCUUGUGGAUGGCUGGAAACAUGUAUUGGCUCCUGCCUGCAACUGUCCCCCAAAGACUGCCUCCUUUCCCUUAUUUUGGCAUUUAUCAAACAUGUGCAUGAACCUGGCAAUCUGUGUAAGGUGCACAAAUGGCUGUGAAGACAACACAACAGAUUAUUUGAACUGAUAAAUGUGUUUUUAAAAGUGUAGCCUUUAGCUGCCAAGGAUAGUGCCUAGUAGUCCAGUGUGAGACUAAAACCCUCCACAAGAGCAAUUUUGGUAAUGCUACUUUCAAGUGUCACAGACAGUCCUUGGCCUGUGGAAAAGAUGACUUGUACACCAUGUGAAAUAAAAAUGGUUUUCAGCAA